Messenger RNA from Saccostrea echinata, 1513 nucleotides. Its product is annotated as serine/threonine-protein kinase Nek1-like. The record is from RefSeq and is a predicted model, not a curated record. Gene Ontology annotation, biological process: autophagy; peptidyl-serine phosphorylation. Gene Ontology annotation, cellular component: cytoplasm. Lineage: Eukaryota; Metazoa; Mollusca; Bivalvia; Ostreida; Ostreidae. The transcript has 12 exons. Bases 1 to 1413 code for a protein of 470 amino acids. Gene Ontology annotation, molecular function: ATP binding; protein serine/threonine kinase activity.
AUGUCGUCCUUAGACGAUUAUGAUGUUCUUCAGGAAAUAGGAAAAGGGACCUACGGUAAAGUUUACAAAGCUCGACUUAAAAGAGGAGAUCGAAAUGAGAUUUUUGCUAUAAAGAAAAUAGACUUCAUCAAGGCAAAUUCCAAAGAGCUGGAACAACUUAGGAGAGAAGAAGACAUUUUAAAACUGUUAUGUGACCAAAAGCAUGAAAAUAUAGUACGAUAUAUAGCAUCUUUCAGUGUAGGCAGUGUUCUAUAUAUAGUAACGGAGUAUUGCUCAGGAGGUUCCUUAUUCCAUUACCUUUGUGAACGGAAAACUGGUCUGGAGGAGUACGAGUUUAAAAUAUACCUCGAACAGAUAUUAAAUGGAGUAAAGUACCUUCAUUCUAAAAAAAUCACUCACCGAGAUUUGAAAACAAAGAACAUUCUUCUUACGUCAGAUAGCAAGAUAAAAAUAGCAGACUUUGGAGUAGCCAAAAUAGUUGAUACAUGCAGCAAAGCUGCAAACACUGUCAUGGUGGGGACACCACAUUACAUUGCUCCAGAGAUGAUGGGUGGAAAAGGUACAUAUGAUGAAAAGAUUGAUAUAUGGGCCAUCGGUUGCGACUGUUAUGAAAUGGGUACUUCAAAUUACGCCUUUGACGGCAAAACUGCACAGGAACUGAAAGAAGCUGUGAGCAGAAAUAAGUUACCUAAUAUCAACAGUCUUCGAUUUUGCGAAAACAUUCAGAAAAUGAUAAUUAGAUUGCUUGCUCCGAAUCCCUGUGAUCGACCAGAUGCUGAAUUCCUGUUUAAUGAAGUAUCACGUCAUCACUGCCAGAACAUAGAACAACCAUACAAACACCAUAAAGAGACUCAAGUGUUUUGUCAUUCUACAGCAAUACCAGGACAUGAUGGAAAGAAAGUGUUUUUGAGUAGCCAAAGUUCUAAUAUAUCAACAAUUCCGCGAGGUAUAAAAAAUAGCAAAGAACCAACACAAAAUACAGAUUCUUUUGAUGAAAAACAGAAAGGAGAAAUGAUUUCUAUUGAAGGUCCUAUGCCAUCAGCGUCAAUAUCGCCAAAAGGUGGAGAGCAAAACACGGAUUCCUUUGAUCAACUUAACAGAAUGUCAUCUUCUUCCCUCGAAGAUUCGUUUAAGAGUACAUCAUCUAGUCGGAGUGACUCUCAAGAUGAUAUCACCUCUCUGUAUGAAAAAUCGGUGCAUAGAUUUGACAAAAAACUAUGCGACACAUUACGCAAUGCUGGAGGCCGAGAUAUCUACCGCAAACUUGGACAAUUAAUAAUGGAGGAGUCUUAUAGUGUGGACUUUGAAGUAAUCAGCAGAUUGCUUGGAGAAAGAUUUGCUGCUUUACAGACUUUGGUGAUCACGUUGAAAAAUUUAGAGGAUGGACUGAAAAUAUACUCUAAGAGCAAUUAACUGUACAACUCUGGCAUUCCUUCAAGAAGAUAAAGAUCCUUUGCAUAUAGGUUUUGAAAAAUAAUGCGAAGAAAAUCACACUGCAGCAGAGCUUGUCUGA